AACAGUUCUAAUCCAACACACUGAUGAAAGAGGUGCGGUUGAUCUUCGUUACGUAUAUAUUGACCUCACUCCUUCGAGUUUAAUUUAAAAACCGGGGAUCUGAAAAGAUGACCAGCCAAGAAGGCGACGCAGCAUAUUUACCACUGGAGGUAAGUUUCAUCAUCAGUAUUAUCAUUAACAGCAUCGCCUGUCCCUUCACAGUUGUACUCAACGCGCGGGUGAUAAUGGCCGUGAAAGAGAGACCCCGACUUCGAACCAACAGCAACAUUUUGCUGGCCUGUUUAGCCGUGACUGACUUGUUCACUGGUCUUCUUGGCCAGCCAUCGUUUAUCCUGUGGAGGGUAUUCCUAUUCUUGGGUCUCAAGAGCAGUCGAACAGUGGGAAGUUUCCAUUUCGAUGCUCUGGCCGUUUUUGUAGUGGCGUCAUACGUUCAUCUGAUGUUGGUUACGUUGGAGAGGCUCAUAGCAAUCAAAUUUACGAUGCUUUACUCAAAAAUUGUAACUGGUCAUAACAUGAAGAUGGCAGUGUCAGUAGCCUGGAUCAUUGCCUUUAUGUGUGGGGUUUUCAAUGUGUUAAAAAUGUACCAUGUGUUAGUUCCUAUGGGAGGCCUCAUCACUUUUUCAUGUAUCGUUUUUGUGGCCUUAGCUUAUGCGAUUUUGUAUCAUGAAACCCGUCGCCACCAAAGAAAAAUAAAGGCACAGCUACUUCCCAAAGAAGAAGUGGAAAGAUUUACCAAAGAGAACAAGGCGCUUAAAACGACUGUCUUAGUAAUAGUUGCUGUUGUUGUCUGCGUUCUCCCUCUUUGUUUCUGUCAGAUCUCGAUGUCUACAGGCCUUUAUAAUUAUUGCCCCAUUAACGUGUUAGUGCUACAAACAUUUGUUAUGUUUAACUCACUUCUUAAUCCACUAAUUUACUGCUGGAGACAAAAAGAAAUGCGAAAGUUGAUAUUUAGAAUGCGAACCCAGGUUGUGCAUCCAGUUAUCCAGUGAAAGUGGGAAGGCGGAAAGACAGAAAAACUGGUUAACUAUUUAUGAACACUUUUCUAGCGCAUUUUCCAUCCACUUGAUGAACGAAAUUAUGAACGAAACUAUGUUUUAAGGAAGAUAUAUUUUAGGCUUAUUUACUCCUUACCAAAUCUGAUUCUUGAAGACAGAAAGGCAAAUGUCCUCGACAGGAGUGCAAUUUGUUGAGCUUACUUUUCUGCACUUCUGGAUAUGCACUGCAUACCAAUUUUUCUUCUGUUUUAUUUAGCUAUUUUAUUCGACUGAAUCACAUUAAAGGAAAUG
Molecule: messenger RNA, 1286 nt
Organism: Pocillopora damicornis (cauliflower coral)
Lineage: Eukaryota; Metazoa; Cnidaria; Anthozoa; Scleractinia; Pocilloporidae
Product: adenosine receptor A2a
Biological process (GO): G protein-coupled receptor signaling pathway
Cellular component (GO): membrane
Molecular function (GO): G protein-coupled receptor activity
Source: RefSeq, a predicted model, not a curated record